This is a messenger RNA of Athene cunicularia (burrowing owl), 1490 nucleotides long. It is a transcript of the gene TGFB3, whose product is annotated as transforming growth factor beta 3. The record is from RefSeq and is a predicted model, not a curated record. Gene Ontology annotation, biological process: SMAD protein signal transduction; BMP signaling pathway; regulation of cell population proliferation. The transcript has 7 exons. Lineage: Eukaryota; Metazoa; Chordata; Aves; Strigiformes; Strigidae. Gene Ontology annotation, cellular component: extracellular region. Gene Ontology annotation, molecular function: cytokine activity; type III transforming growth factor beta receptor binding; type II transforming growth factor beta receptor binding. Bases 1 to 1062 code for a protein of 353 amino acids.
AUGGCUGCUUGCAGCCACCAUCGGCGGUUCCAGCACACAUCAGACCACGGAGCUUCCCCCCCGUCUUCUCAGCCCGAAGAGAGCAACACCCAGAGCAGAAAUUCUUUCUCAAACUAUUUGAGAUCUCAUCCCUCUAACUUGUGGUUCUCAGUCUUUCCAUCUUUCUUUCUCCUAGAUGAGUUGGGCAUUUGUCCAAAAGGUGUCACCUCCAAUGUGUUCCGCUUUAAUGUGUCCUCGGCAGAGAAGAACAGCACCAACUUGUUCCGGGCUGAGUUUCGGGUGCUGCGUGUGCCCAACCCAAGCUCCAAACGCAGCGAGCAGCGCAUUGAGCUCUUCCAGAUCCUUCGGCCGGAUGAGCAUAUAGCAAAGCAGCGCUACCUCAGUGGCAGGAAUGUGCAGACACGGGGCUCCCCUGAGUGGCUGUCCUUCGAUGUCACCGAGACUGUGCGUGAGUGGCUUCUGCACAGAGAGUCCAACCUUGGCCUGGAAAUUAGCAUACACUGUCCUUGCCAUACUUUUCAGCCCAACGGGGACAUCUUGGAGAAUUUGCAUGAAGUCUUGGAGAUCAAGUUCAAAGGCAUUGACAGUGAAGAUGACUAUGGCCGUGGGGACUUGGGGCGCCUGAAGAAGCAGAAAGACUUGCAUAAUCCCCACCUCAUCUUGAUGAUGUUACCCCCACAUCGUCUGGAGAGCCCGGCAUCGGGAGGCCAGAGAAAGAAACGGGCCCUGGAUACCAACUACUGCUUCCGGAACCUGGAGGAGAAUUGCUGCGUGCGUCCUCUGUACAUCGACUUUCGACAGGACCUUGGCUGGAAAUGGGUCCACGAGCCUAAGGGCUACUUUGCUAACUUUUGUUCGGGCCCUUGUCCAUACCUCCGCAGCGCAGACACCACUCACAGCACGGUGCUGGGCUUAUACAACACGCUGAACCCUGAGGCAUCUGCUUCACCCUGCUGUGUCCCCCAGGACCUGGAGCCACUCACCAUCUUGUACUAUGUCGGGAGGACCCCCAAAGUGGAGCAGCUCUCCAACAUGGUGGUGAAAUCCUGCAAGUGCAGCUGAAAGGCACCCUGGCCCGCCCAAAGCCAAGAGAGAAACUGUCAGCACCCACUCUCCUGCUCCCAGGCUAACACAAAAGUAACUGGGGGUCAGAGACUAUGCAUGCUGAGGGCUGAGUGCCAAACCCUGUGGCUUAGGGUCUGGAAGCCCUUGGGGAUCUCUUCUGGAACAUUUCUUGGUCUUGUUGGCAGUGUCAUGUUCCUUCUGGGAGUUACUUUGAUGACACGAAGGCCACACUCUCCAAAAUGGCUGGACAGUUUGUGCAGAAGAGAAGGAUAGGGUGGAGGAACUGCUCUGUAUUUGAAUGCUGGGUGGUUGAGCUGGGAAAGCAAGAGAAAGAGAAAGAGCAGGUGAAAGGGGGAAUGGAAAUGGGGAGAUGUUUUCUAAUCUAGCUUUAGCUAUCUUAGGACCUCAGCCCUCCCCACUGGCCU